This is a messenger RNA of Daucus carota subsp. sativus, 1076 nucleotides long. Its product is annotated as methyl jasmonate esterase 1. Bases 126 to 926 code for a protein of 266 amino acids. Gene Ontology annotation, biological process: jasmonic acid metabolic process; salicylic acid metabolic process. Gene Ontology annotation, molecular function: methyl indole-3-acetate esterase activity; methyl jasmonate esterase activity; methyl salicylate esterase activity. Lineage: Eukaryota; Viridiplantae; Streptophyta; Magnoliopsida; Apiales; Apiaceae. The record is from RefSeq and is a predicted model, not a curated record. The transcript has 3 exons.
UAUCCAAUUUAUUGGGACGGAGGGAGUAUUACUUUAAAUUAUAAAUUAUUGGAGUGCUGAAGCUCAUGUAACCAAUUUAUCUAUAAAUUUGAUAGAACGGUUACCUUGUAAAUCCAGAAUUGCAAAUGGCAAGUCAUUUUGUGCUAGUUCAUGGUGCUUGUCAUGGAAGUUGGUGCUGGUACAAGGUGGCAACCCUACUGAAGUCUGCAGGUCACAAGGUCACGGCCUUGGACCUUGGUGGUGCUGGCAUCAAUCCGAAACAGCGGCACCAGAUGACUACUUUAUCCGACCAGUUGGAACCACUGAUGGAGUUUCUGGCAGCGCUGCAGCCUGAAGAAAAGGUGAUCCUGGUUGGACAUAGCAUGGGAGGGAUUGCUAUUUCAGUUGCUGCAGAGAAGUUCACAAAGAGCAUUGCUGCAGUUGUUUAUGUCACUGCUUUCAUGCCCAAUCCAGCUAAUUUCAAUCUUCAUCAACUUUAUCAGCAGGUAUUCGAUCUGCAGCCAGACAAAAAUGGCAAACGCUUCGCAGAAGCUGGUGCGUUUCAAGACAGCAAAUUUAUGUUUGAGAAUGGACCAGAUUCGAGUUCAGUCCUCUUUGGCCCCAACUUUAUGAAAUGCGCCUUGUAUCAACUUUCUCCGCCAGAGGACUUGACUCUUGCAAUGUCAUUACUUAGGCCAUUUCCAAUCUUUAGAGAUGACUUGUCGCAAAAGGAGGCUGAACUUACGGACAGAAACUAUGGAUCCACUCGUCGAGUAUACAUUGUAUGCAAAGAAGACUUGAUAAUUACUGAGGAGACUCAGAAGGCAUCUAUUGCUAAUUAUCCACCACAGGAUGUGAAGGAGAUAAGUGGAGCCGAUCAUAUGGCCAUGUUUUCCAAGCCUCAAGAACUAGCCUCAGUUCUGCAGGCGGUUGCUCAGGAAAUGUAACAGAAUCAUAUCAUGAACAAGUAUUUGAAUAAGCAAGGAUUUAUAUGCCUUACAGCUAGGGUAUGUUUGUCCGACCAUUUUAGAUCAAAAUACGGAUUUAUUUCGGAGAAUUUUCAUAUUUAUAUUAUAUAUUUUAGAAUUAAUUAUUUA